CCUACGUAAUUGUAAGUUUCUUUUACAACGCGCCCAAAAAGAAAUUGCCUCCAAAUAUCUCUCUCUCUCUCUCUCUCUAGAAUUUGCUCUUCCUAUUCGUCUUCAGGUCUCUGCCCAUGGGUUCUAACUCAGUUGCGGAUUUAAUAGAGGCCUCCUCAGGGGUUCAUUUUUCUGGAUUUCACAUGGAUUCUCUGGAGCAGGGAAUUAAAGAGAUGGAACUACCAACAACUUCUGCGACUGAAGAUUUGCAUAAACAGCCUUUUGUUAUUGGGGUUGGUGGGGGAGCGGCAUCUGGUAAGACAACAGUUUGUGAUUUGAUUAUCCAGCAGCUUCAUGAUCAACGUGUUGUACUAGUUAACCAGGAUUCCUUUUAUCAUACUUUGGCUGAGGAGGAACUUAGCCUAGUACAUGACUACAAUUUUGACCAUCCUGAUGCUUUUGACACCGAAAAACUGUUAUGUGUUAUGGAAAAGUUGAGGCAUGGGCAAGCAGUAGAUAUUCCAAACUACGAUUUCAAGAGUUACAAACACAAUGUGUUUCCAGCAAGAAGGGUAAACCCUUCAGAUGUUAUACUUUUGGAAGGCAUACUCGUUUUCCACGAUCCACGAGUCAGAGAUUUGAUGAAUAUGAAGAUAUUUGUCGAUACAGAUGCUGAUGUUCGUCUAGCAAGAAGGAUAAGGCGUGACACUGCUGAGAAGGGCAGGGAUAUUGGUGCAGUACUUGAUCAGUACUCCAAAUUUGUGAAGCCUGCUUUUGAUGACUUUAUCCUUCCUACAAAGAAGUACGCUGAUAUCAUUAUUCCCCGUGGGGGAGAUAAUCAUGUAGCCAUUGAUUUGAUUGUACAACAUAUUCGUACGAAGCUUGGUCAGCAUGAUCUCUGUAAAAUAUACCCUAAUUUAUAUGUCAUUCAUUCAACUUUUCAGAUACGGGGUAUGCAUACCCUUAUACGUGAUUCUCAAACAACGAAGCAUGACUUUAUUUUCUAUGCUGAUCGUUUAAUCCGUUUGGUUGUUGAACAUGGACUUGGACACCUUCCAUUUACCGAAAUGCAAGUGAUCACUCCAACUGGGUCCGUGUAUACUGGUGUGGAUUUCUGUAAGAGGUUAUGCGGUGUCUCUGUCAUCAGGAGUGGUGAGAGUAUGGAGAAUGCUUUGCGAGCAUGUUGUAAAGGUAUCAAGAUUGGGAAGAUUCUUAUUCAUAGAGAAGGUGAUAACGGCCAGCAGCUAAUCUAUGAAAAGUUGCCAACAGACAUCUCAGAAAGGCAUGUGUUACUGUUGGAUCCUAUCCUAGGGACAGGGAAUUCGGCUGUUCAAGCUAUCUCUCUACUUAUAAGGAAGGGUGUGCCUGAGUCCAACAUUAUAUUUCUCAAUCUCAUAUCAGCACCUCAGGGUGUACACAUGGUCUGCAAAAGCUUCCCAAGGAUAAAGAUUGUGACUUCUGAGAUUGAACUUGGUCUAAAUAAAGAUUUCCGUGUCAUACCUGGCAUGGGUGAGUUUGGAGACCGAUAUUUCGGAACGGAUGACGACGACCAGCUAAUGGUGGCCUCUUCAGAGUAGUUCCAUUAGUCUAAAUCCUCAUUUUCAGUUGAUCACGAGCAGGGAAUUUGGAGAGACAGCUGAAUUUGCUUAAUUGCUAUUGUCCACAUCUGGCAAUUGAGAACUUUUGAAACAAUUUUGACUCGGUUGAACUUAGAAAUUUAUCAUCCUUUUUACAUUUUAUUUUAUUUUAUUUUUCCUUUUAUAGAAACUCUUUGCACGCUAGGGGGGUGGUUGGUUGCAAAGCCAUUGGUUUCUAUAUUUUUUUAUCACAGCAUAAAAUGCGUCUCGGAUGGCAAGGCCUCCACAUGAUAUUUGUAUUUAUGAACCCGGACAUAAUUUUAUAUUACAAACAUUCUUUGUUCCGUCA
Corylus avellana is the source of this 1905-nucleotide messenger RNA. It is a transcript of the gene UKL4, whose product is annotated as uridine kinase-like 4. Gene Ontology annotation, molecular function: kinase activity; ATP binding. Lineage: Eukaryota; Viridiplantae; Streptophyta; Magnoliopsida; Fagales; Betulaceae. The record is from RefSeq and is a predicted model, not a curated record.